Molecule: messenger RNA, 1393 nt
Organism: Salvia hispanica
Lineage: Eukaryota; Viridiplantae; Streptophyta; Magnoliopsida; Lamiales; Lamiaceae
Product: mitochondrial arginine transporter BAC2-like
Biological process (GO): transmembrane transport
Molecular function (GO): transmembrane transporter activity
Source: RefSeq, a predicted model, not a curated record
UCACUUCCAUUUUCUGCCUCAUAUUCACUGCUUCAAGAUUGCUAAUAGUAUAUUUCUUGUAUCUAAUAAACUGAGAUUCAAUAAAAAAAAAGACAAUUGUGUAUAGCUUUGCUAAAUGUGAUGAAAAAUUACCUUAUUUCAAUCUGCUAUGUUCAUAGAAUCUAGGAAAUUCCUUUUGCAGAUUCAUUCAAUUCAAGAUUACAAAUUGUUGAUCAAAUAAGGCAGCUUUAUAACUUGAGAUUGCAUUUGUUUGAAGUAGAAAAAACUACUACUAUAUAUAUAUAUAUAGAUAUUGAGAGAAAUUGGAAUGAGAGUGAAAUGGAUUUCUGGCCGGAAUUUGUAGCAAACAGUUGGGGGAGAGAAUUUGUGGCAGGUGGAUUCGGUGGCACAGCCGGAGUCAUCGCCGGCUAUCCACUAGAUACGCUCAGAAUCCGACAGCAGAGCUCCGUGGAAGGGACGGCGGCCCAAAUAUUCCGGCGGCUGGUGGCUGCGGAGGGCCCCUUUUCCCUCUACCGCGGCAUGGCCGCUCCUUUGGCUUCUGUAACUUUCCAGAAUGCUCUAGCUUUCCAAACAUAUGCAAUCCUUUCAAGAGCAGUAGAUGGGCAUUGUAGUAGCUCCAAUGAUCCACCCUCAUACAGAGGGGUUGCUCUCGGUGGGUUCGGCACGGGAGCCAUCCAGAGCCUCGUCCUCAGCCCAGUCGAACUGGUCAAGAUCCGUCUCCAGCUGCUCCGCAGCCCCACGGGCCCACGGGACGUGGCCCAGAGCAUUCUCCGAGCGGAAGGCUUUCGGGGCCUAUAUCGGGGCCUGACCAUUACGGUGCUGAGGGACGCCCCGGCCCAUGGGGUCUACUUCUCGACGUACGAGUACACGAGGGAGUGGCUCCACCCGGGCUGCAGGAAGGACGGCUGCGAGUCGUUUGGGACAAUGCUGCUUGCGGGAGGGUUGGCCGGUGUGGCUAGCUGGAUCUGCUGCUACCCUUUGGACGUGGUGAAGACGCGGCUGCAGGCGCAGUCGAGGUCGUGCGAGAGAUACGGGGGGAUAGUGGAUUGUUUCCGGAAGAGUGUGAGGGAGGAAGGGUAUCAUGUGUUGUGGAGAGGUUUGGGGACUGCUGUUUUGAGGGCCUUUAUUGUGAAUGGGGCUAUCUUUACUGCUUACGAGACGGCACUAAGGUGCUUUUUCCGGGCCAAUGACAAUCCGGCCACUAUUUAGGCCGGAGACGGCCGGCCCUUAUGUGCCUUUUCAGGGGCAACCUGAAUCCGGCCACCAUUUAGGCUGGAUUCGGGCAUUGCCGGUGCUGCUUGUUGUGGUAGAAUGGGGAAAUUCUUGGGAUUUGAUUUUAUUUACUCUGGUUUUUAAUCUAUUGCUAUUAUCAAAUGUACUUAUAUCUUGUGAA